Ictalurus furcatus (blue catfish) is the source of this 4531-nucleotide messenger RNA. RefSeq names its product retinoic acid receptor, alpha b (gene rarab). Gene Ontology annotation, molecular function: nuclear glucocorticoid receptor binding; nuclear receptor activity; zinc ion binding. The record is from RefSeq and is a predicted model, not a curated record. Lineage: Eukaryota; Metazoa; Chordata; Actinopteri; Siluriformes; Ictaluridae. Gene Ontology annotation, cellular component: nucleus; transcription regulator complex. Gene Ontology annotation, biological process: retinoic acid receptor signaling pathway; cellular response to corticotropin-releasing hormone stimulus; regulation of transcription by RNA polymerase II. The transcript is spliced from 6 exons. Bases 1182 to 2174 code for a protein of 330 amino acids.
ACCUUCUUUACGCCUCUCGAGAUCUCGUCUUGCCCUCGUCCUUCUCUGACGUCUUCUUUUUUUUCCCUUUUCUUUUCUUUUUUGGGAUUUCACUCGUUUUGCUUCUCCUCUUCUCUCACACGCUCUUCACUUCCUCUUUUUGCUCUCGUCUCUUCUCGGACCGCGCCGUGUUUUUGUUUUCAUCCUCCGCUCUCUUUCCUCUCCUUCUUUCCAUCUUCUCAUCAGUGCUCUCGACUUUCCUCCGCACACCCCAUGACAUGGGGUCUCUCUCUCUCUCUCACACACACACACACACACACGCACACACACACACACAAUGCAGGACUAAUCCCAGUCCAGUGAGUUCCUCGAGUAAAUGUGUAAAGAUGAUGUGAUGGUGAUGUCAGGAAGGUGUGAUGUGUUGAAAUGUUGUAUGAGUGUAGUGUGUAGAUUCUGUGUGUGUGUGUGUGUGUGUGUGUGUGUGUUGAAACUCAAACUAUCAGCUGAUCGUCUGCCAGAGCGGCGUUCGCACUUGGGGAUGAUAUUUGGGCCUUUUUGCCGAUAGCCGCGUGCGAGUUUUGUCACGGGUUUAUCAACGCGGCAGGUUCCCGUGAAGUCGGAACAGGAAAGAGGGAACGGAUCUUCAAAAUCUUCCGCUGAUCAAAAGCCGUUUUAAAAAAAAACAACUUUUUUUUUACCCCCGUUCCGGAAAAGGGAGGAGUACACACACACUCGUGUUAUUUCGACGUUUUUCACAGGCUGUCGUUCCGGUUUGUAGACGAAUCCACCCGAACACUCGUCUCAGACACCGCACAGAGCGACCGAUCCCGUCCCGACUUUUUUGAGACGUAUCGCGGCCAUCGAAUUCAAAAUGGCCUUUCUUUUUUUUUUCUUUCUUAAAACGGUACAUUUCCUCAGGGUAAACGUUUGAUGCGUUUUCUAUGUUCCACUGUGAAUAAAGUACGGCUUUACGAGAUUUGAAAAUCACUGCGUUCUGUUUUUAUUUACGGUUCACACAGCGUCCCAACUUUUUUGGAAUCGUGCUUGCCGUUCCACCCGACUGCUCACGUGUUUUUUGACUGUGUUAAAAACUUCGAGCAGAUAAGACUGGACUCAGUGCGCGUGUGUGUGCGUGUGCGUGUGUGCGCGUGCGUGUGCGUGCGUGUGUGUAGGGUUUUUUCCGCAGGAGCAUCCAGAAGAACAUGGUGUACACAUGCCACCGAGAGAAGAGCUGCAUCAUCAACAAGGUCACACGCAACCGCUGCCAGUACUGUCGCCUGCAGAAGUGCCUAGAAGUGGGCAUGUCCAAAGAGUCGGUCCGGAACGACCGGAACAAGAAGAAGAAGGAGGAGAAGAAGCCGGAGUGUUCCGAGAGCUACGUGAUGAGUCCCGACACGGAGCAGAUGAUCGAGCGCGUGAGAAAAGCUCACCAGGACACCUUUCCGUCGCUGUGCCAGCUGGGCAAAUACACCACGAACAACAGCGCCGAUCACAGAGUCUCUCUGGACGUGGACCUGUGGGACAAAUUCAGCGAACUUUCCACCAAGUGCAUCAUCAAAACCGUGGAGUUCGCCAAGCAGCUGCCCGGCUUCACCACGCUGACCAUCGCCGAUCAGAUCACGCUGCUCAAAGCGGCCUGCCUCGACAUCCUGAUUUUGCGGAUCUGCACGCGCUACACUCCGGAUCAGGACACCAUGACGUUCUCGGACGGACUGACGCUGAACCGGACGCAGAUGCACAACGCCGGAUUCGGGCCGCUGACCGACCUCGUGUUCGCCUUCGCUAAUCAGCUGCUGCCGCUGGAGAUGGACGACGCGGAGACGGGCCUGCUCAGCGCCAUCUGCCUGCUCUGUGGAGACCGUCAGGACUUGGAGGAGUCGGACAAGGUCGACAUCCUGCAGGAGCCGCUGCUCGAAGCCUUGAAGAUCUACGUGAGGAGGAGGAGGCCUCAUAAACCACACAUGUUCCCCAAAAUGCUGAUGAAGAUCACAGACCUCAGGAGCAUCAGCGCUAAAGGAGCGGAGCGAGUGAUCACGCUGAAGAUGGAGAUCCCCGGCUCCAUGCCUCCACUCAUCCAGGAGAUGCUGGAGAACUCGGAGGGUUUAGAGGGCAGCAGCAUGAAUCCUCCCGGCAGCUGCAGCCCGAGUCUCUCACCCAGCUCAAUACACAGCAGCCCGUCAACACACUCGCCCUGAAUCUCUCUCGCACUCUCACACACACACACACACACACACACACACACAUACACACACACUUAUGUUAAGCAUGCUCGCCCUGAACAUGCUCCACGCACGCAUACAAGUCAGAGAGCGUAGUUUCAGGACAAUAAUGUGUAACAUGGCUGAUUGAGAAGCUCAACACACACACACACACACACACACACACACACACGCGCGCACACACACAGGCUGAGCCUGAGUCACACUCGCAUUACGAGCAAGAUGUGUGCUUCAGUGGAACUCCUGAGGUACCGAUCUGAUCUAAAGCAGCUUGCACGCUUGGUUGAAACCGAUUCCGAUCUAAUCCCAGAUGGAGGAUUCUGAUCAGCAGCGUGGAGAAGGACGUGAGCUUGCGGACCUGGUGCACGCUCCGAGGGACCUUUCCUAUUUCCGGAUGUACUCUACAGUGACGUUUUUGGAUUCCCUCAUCUGCAGAUUUACCAAACGAUGAGACGGCAUCCUAGAGACACAGGACGUCCGAUGUCCAAAAGUCAUCAGGGACAUUUAUUAUUAUUAUUAUUAUUAUAAUAAUUUUUUUUUUUGUUUUUUUUGUGUUCGUUCAUUUUCUUUUCUUACAAAAAAAAAGGAUAUAUGAAUAUAUGAAUAUCUAUAUUGACAGAAAAUGAGAUGAUUCAAAAAAAUUGUGUCGAUGCAGGAAAAAAAAAAACAAACAAAAAAAAACCCCCACCUCUCACAUUUCCUCUUAUUUGUCCCGAGAGACGAAUAGAGUUCAGUUCUGCUCACCGUCUCGGUUCACUGCAGAAGAAGAUUGUUGUGGAUGUUAUGGUGAUGUUUCUACGCCGUUCACUCAAGAUUCUGAACAAAUCUCGCCUUUAUAAAUCAAACUGGGCGGGGCCAGGGGCCGGGGGGUAGUAUGGGCGAUGGGUGAAAAAAAAAAAAACCCCAAACAUAGCUAAACACGGGAAAUUAUUCAGCUGGUCGUCAGUUUGUUUGAUUCAGAAGAUGAGCGAACGCGUUAUUAAGGACUGUGAGUAGUGAUGAAGAGAAAUCUAGGUUUACGAGAGCACAGGGGUGGACAAAUGAUCAAUUUAUUAGCUAGCUCCAGUGCUAUCUCGCGUUUUGGUUGCGUGGAAUCGGGGUUAAAAAGCUGUAGCUAACGUAACAUAACAAUAACGUACUACGACUAGCUAGUUAAACGCAUUAAUACAGACUAAGACAUGAACAAGUACGUAGCCAGUUUUCAUAUCCUGUCAUGAUCAGAUUUAUUGAUCGCGUUUUAACGAAGUCCCCGGCUACCGAUGUUGUCCACCCCCGGUGAACAAAACCGUAUCCGACCCCCAGACAAAACGUUUUAGACCAACGUCAGCAUUUCUUCACGUGAAGCGUAGCAUUUCGUAUCUUUUACAGUGCAAUCGAAUUCGGAAAGCCCGCCCCCCCCCGCCGUCGGCAGAGAGAUUAUUCCGCUGCCUCGUUCACACAACCGCAACACUGCCUCGGUUUUUCUUUAUCGUUCAUGACCGCCUACAACACCACUGCCUCUGUGAGACAAUCACUUUUCCUGUAGCGCCCCAAGAAUACCGCCGCAGCGGGCGACGAUGGAGACCGGGAUCGAGUGUCACGAACACCGGAGUUACGUCAUGACAGGAGCGAGUCUGUUAGUGAAAGAGAAUUCGAUUCAUUGAACCCCGCCCCCCCCUCCAAGAUGUUGCUGCAAACGAACACCAAACUGGCCUUUGAACUUCAUCCACCGUCCAAUCCGCCGACACGUCAUGGUUUUUACGUAUUCGCUACAAACUUGCAGCGAUCCGGUCCCGAUCCCAGACUUUUACCGCCACGAGCAUUUAAAAUCUACGACACGUGCCGCUUCCCUCCGAUCCGAUCCUGCUUUCCGCUGUAGACACGCGUUAACGAAUCGUCACUGUACCCGUGUGCAAUACCUCUUCCGAAAAAAAAAAAACAAACGAAAAAAAAUCGAAUCAAGACGCUUGAAAGACUUCCACGUUUCACUUUGACUAUGCACGCGACUUGCACAGAAACCCGAAUCGCGGUGUGUUCGGCUUCCUCUGGACUUCCUUCCCGUGUUUCGUGAACGUGAGCGUGAGCGUGAUGACGUAAGGACACUGCCCAAAAAACUUUCACUGCCAACGAGCCACAUCAUUUCAGACGUCUUAAAACACGUCAAAGUCACACGGCGUCCAGCACAAGGACAUCGAUCUGUUCUGUUCGGUUCUGUUCUGUUCUGUUCGGGUCUGUUCGGGUCUGCUCCAACACUUGUUACACAUUCAAACGCACAAAUAUUGUUUCUCUUGUAUCGUGAACUGGAUGAUGAAAAUAAUCUUUAUUAAAGACUGAUGUUUUGUGUGUGUUUCUGA